AAAAAAAAGUACAAAAAUAAAAACUCUAUUGUAUCUAAGCCCGUAUUAGAAGAUAAAUUCUUAUGUGUGUGCGUGAAUGUUGUUGGCUUUAGUCGUUUUGUAUUAUAUUUUUUCCUGUCAUAAAAAAACCACAACUGCAAAUUUAAGUUAUAGAUAAUGGGUGCCUCUACAGAACCCUGCCAAACUGUGGCAGUAACAAAAACAAAACUAGACGAAAAACCUCCACUAACAUGGCGGGAAAAACUGGAAAAAAUCAGAAGAAAUAUAACUGUAGAGCCAGUUGUGGCGGCGUAUAUUAUGCCGAGUGUGCUCUCAAAUUUGGCAACGCAAAAUUUAAAUUUGGAAAAAGCCUGCCGUGUAAAUAUGGACUAUGGUGAUGUGAUCUGUGAUGCAUUGACAAGAAGAGAGACAGCGAAUUAUACGAUGGAAGAAGAAACCAUUCAAAAAAUGGUAGCUCACAUGGUGGCCUGGAAAACUGUGAUACAAUCUCUGUUCCCCUGCUUGCUGAUAUUGUUUUGGGGUUCGUGGAGUGAUAGACAUCAUCGGAGAAAACCGUGCAUUAUGAUACCCAUAGUGGGCGAAUUCUUAGGCACUGUAGGUCUGAUGUUGUGUGUAUAUUUCAAAGAUACUCCCAUGGAGGUGGCUGGUCUAACAGAAGCCAUAUUUCCCUCGCUAAGUGGUGGUUGGUUUGUAAUGCUAAUGGGGGUCUUCAGUUAUAUAGCAGACAUUACCACCGAAGAGGAGAGAACACUGAGAAUUGGCAUCUUGAAUGUCUGCUUUUCGGUGGGCGUGCCCAUAGGUACAGCUCUCAGUGGGGUGUUGCUGAAAAAAAUUGGUUUUUAUGGCGUUUUCUCCAUAUCGGCCAGUUUGUAUGUUUUCUCCCUGGUGUAUGGUUUCUUCUUUUUACCCGAACCCCGUCCUCGUUGCGUACAACCUGAAACAAAAGAGAAACCUAAAAGCUUACUAGCCGACUUUUUCGAUAAGGAGCAUGUAGUGGAAACAUUCCGCGUGGCUUUCAAAAAGGGUGAAAACAAAAGAAGAGAACGUGUUAUUUUACUCAUGAUUGUGGUGAUGGUGGUCAUAGGACCCAUUUAUGGUGAAAUGAAUGUCAUGUAUUUGUUUACUCGUUAUCGUUUCAAUUGGAAUGAGGUGGAUUUCAGUGUCUUUAACACAUUUGCUGUGGUAACGGGAUUAGUAGGUGUCCUGUUUUGUGUGGGCAUUUUAUCGCACAAACUCAAAAUUGACGAUGCUCUUAUUGGUGUUCUAUCCAGUACUUCAAAGAUUCUCUCGGGCUUUGUUUAUGCCUUUGCCACAUUGCCCUGGCAUAUGUAUGUGGGCGCUAUAGUGGAGAUUUUUAAUGGUACCUCAUUUAUAGCCAUGCGUUCUAUGGCCACCAAACUGGUGUCCAAAGAUGAAUUGGGCAAAGUAAACUCAUUGUUUGGAGUGGCCGAAGCUUUAAUGCCAGUGGUGUAUGCUCCCAUGUAUAGUACGCUAUAUGCUGCCACUAUAAAAGUAUUUCCAGGAGCAUUUUAUAUUCUAGGAGGCGGUAUAACUGUAUUGGCUGUGUUAAUAUUUUUCUGGAUGUACAAUUUCCAAUGUCAACUGAAUCGCAAACUAAAACAAACCGAUCAAGAGUCCCCUAAAGAUACCAAUGGCAACAUCAGUACCAUCGACGCCAUUGCCUUGGCCUCCGAGGCAAGGGGCCAUUUAAAUGGCAUCGUUACGAACGCUUUGCACGAACACAUUUGCGAUCACAAUUGCCAGGCAGACAAUUGUGUGCGGGCGAGCAGCAAUGGUCUGGACAAUAAAGCCUUUAUGCCCGAUGUGAUCGAUAAUGGGGAUGUAAAGUCAGAACACAAUACGCAUUUGUAAUUUUAGGUUGUUUUUUUUUAUUUUAAUUUUUCUAUGAGAAAAAUUCAUAGAAAUUGAAAAAUUAAAGUGAUACAAGUAUUGUUUUUUUAUGUUUAAUUUUGUUAAUAUAAUGUUAAAGUUAAAUAAAUAAUAAAAAUAGAUUUUAAAUGAA
Messenger RNA from Calliphora vicina (urban bluebottle blowfly), 2023 nucleotides. RefSeq names its product probable peptidoglycan muropeptide transporter SLC46. Gene Ontology annotation, cellular component: membrane. Bases 157 to 1872 code for a protein of 571 amino acids. The transcript has 7 exons. Gene Ontology annotation, biological process: transmembrane transport. NCBI's taxonomy places the organism in Eukaryota, Metazoa, Arthropoda, Insecta, Diptera, Calliphoridae. The record is from RefSeq and is a predicted model, not a curated record. Gene Ontology annotation, molecular function: transmembrane transporter activity.